Messenger RNA from Thrips palmi, 829 nucleotides. RefSeq names its product leucine-rich repeat and transmembrane domain-containing protein 2-like. The transcript is spliced from 5 exons. NCBI's taxonomy places the organism in Eukaryota, Metazoa, Arthropoda, Insecta, Thysanoptera, Thripidae. Bases 413 to 829 code for a protein of 138 amino acids. The record is from RefSeq and is a predicted model, not a curated record. Gene Ontology annotation, molecular function: voltage-gated potassium channel activity; transmembrane transporter binding; potassium channel activator activity. Gene Ontology annotation, cellular component: voltage-gated potassium channel complex.
CCGUCGGUGGACCCGCCCGCGCCACCCUCGCUCGGCCGGCGGGCGAACCGCACGGAGAGCUGUUGUUUUCGGCGCGGCCCGCCGUGUUCCGUGCUGUGAUUGGUUGGCUGGUUUUCAGCGAAGAAAAGUGUGGUGUUUGUGUGGAUUUCGACCUAGUGCGCCGGGGUGAACUCCCUCCGCUCCGCGACCUCCCCGUUCGACGAGGACGUGCCGCCCGUGAACACAGCGUUCGUCGAGUGGCGUGCGGUGCGCGCGUGUCGCGUGCUGCGCGAUGAUGCCAGGAUAGUGCGGCCCUCUCGGCCCCGCUCGCGCGACGGCACGACGCACGGCCGUGACUGGGGACACGCGGCGCCGCGCGGCCCGGCGGAUGCAGACCAGCGGGAGCCCGUUCUGGCCGUGAUGCGCUGUUGAGAUGUGGUGGAGGUCAUGGCUGCUAGGCUGGGCCGUCCUGGCGGAGGCCCUGUCCGUCCUGGCCUUGGCGGAGGCCUCGCCAUGCUCCUUCAACACCAUGUGCUCCUGCAAGGACAAGGAGGUGGCGUGCGUCGGCGUCCCCUUCCAGCAUCUGCCAGAGCUGCCGCACGAAGCGCUGGAGCACCUGGACGUGGUCCGCGCCGGACUGCCCUGGCUGGAGAACGACGCGCUGGGCGGAGUGCGGGUGUCCUCGCUGCGUCUCAUGAGCAACAGCCUGCAGCGGGUGGCGCCCAGGGCCUUCUCGUCGCUGGCCGACGACCUGCGCUCCCUGGACCUGAGCUACAACCUGCUGGACGAGGUGCCCCUGCACGCCAUGGAGAAGCUGGUCAACCUGGACUGGUUCAACCUGCACGGGUGA